Rotaria sp. Silwood1 is the source of this 507-nucleotide messenger RNA. NCBI's taxonomy places the organism in Eukaryota, Metazoa, Rotifera, Eurotatoria, Philodinida, Philodinidae. The record is from the annotation of a GenBank genome assembly.
AUGAUCUCGAAUUUCUAUUUAUUCUUUUCUGUAACUAUAUUUUGUACAGCAAUAACACAUGGACUUCCUCGUUAUCGUCGUCAAUUGAAUUUUCCAAACAAUAAAGUUUUAUCCGCUCAAGAACGAGCAUCUUGGGCAAGUAAUCCAAGUGGUUCUAUUGUAGGCACCUAUUAUUAUGGUGUUGGAUCCGAUCCAAACUAUGGUUCAUUUAUAAAACCUCAGAACCGUCCAGAUGUUGGUAUCGUACCAAUAAGCUAUGAUCCUGAUUCUAGUCUAAGUAGUUAUCUUAUAAAUCCAAAUCAUCCAACAGCACUUCAACAAUCAGUACAACAAUAUUUCUACAAUAAUAAUAAUAAUAACAAUCAUGUAUGGCAAAGACCUAAUAAUUAUGCUAAUAGACCAUACAAUUACUAUUCACCUGGAAGUCAAGGAUGGUAUGCAACUGGUGGUUCAACUAUCGAUGAAAAUAAAUUCACAAAAUAUGUUAUUGCAUGUGAUCAUUCAUAA